ACCUGGGCGGCCCCGGGAGCGCGAGCGGGGCAGAGUCGCCAGUGCCGGUGGAGAGAGGGAAGGCUCGCGAUAGAGUCCUGCUCUGUCACCCUGAAUGGAGUGCAGUGGUCCCAUCCUAGCUCAUUCCAGCCUCAAACUACUGAGCACAAGCAGCCCUCCUCCCUCAGCCUCCUGAGCAGCUGGGACUACAGCAGCUGCAUUGGGGAGUUGGAUAGAAAGUGACUGGAGCAGAGGAGCCAGGAGGAUGUGGGCUCCAGGUCCUGAGCUGAUGGUGCUCUGCAGGACAAAGCUGGAGCCUUGUUGCUCUCUGUGAAAUCUGGGAAGACCUUUUGGAGAAGGUAGGUGAUGCUCUGAUGCUGCUGCCUCUCAUCAAGCUGACAGGAAGGGCAGAGAGAGAAUAAACUGUGUCUAAGACUGGUCCAGAGAGGGAGCCUGCUGGGAAUGCCGUAGGAACAACAAGCAACCUGUCUGGCAAGGAAUACAGUGUCCUUCUGAGAACAUCUUCUCAACAUCAUCCUGUGGACCAGUACUUCCUCAUGGCAAAGGGCACAUAGAAUUUUGCUGUCAGCUACCCAAUACUUUUGCUGAGCCAAAAUAAGACUACUGCUGCAGAACUCAGUGGGAUAUAGUACAUCAGUUCAUUUUUGGACCUUCUAAUCUUUCUGGUUGCAGUCUUAGUUAUUUAGCCUUGAGAAUUUUAAGCCACAUUUUUUGCUAUUACUUUUGCAUGCACUUUUCAAAAUGAUUGACUUAAGCUUCCUGACUGAGGAAGAACAAGAGACCAUCAUGAAAGUUCUACAGCGGGAUGCUGCCCUAAAGAGGGCUGAAGAGGAGAGAGUCAGACAUUUGCCUGAAAAAAUUCAGGAUGAUCAGCAGCUGAAGAAUAUGAGUGGCCAAUGGUUUUAUGAAGCCAAGGCAAAAAGGCACAGAGACAAAAUCCAUGGUGCAGAUAUCAUCAGGGCAUCAAUGAGGAAGAAAAGGCUCCAGGUUGCAGCUGAGCAGAGUAAGGACAGAGCAAACGUGGAGAAGGAAAGCUGGGUGAAUAAUGUCAACAAAGAUGCUUUCCUUCUCGCAGAGCUAGCUGGCGUUGCAGAGGAGCCAGAAGAAGAUGCAGCACCAGCAAGCUUGAGUUCCACUGUGGUCAAUCCAGCUUCCUCUGUGAUUGGUAUGUCCCAGGAAAACACAAGGAAACCAGCUGUGUCUCCAGCUAAGCAAAGGAAUAAUCCGUUUAAUAGUUCUAAGUUGCCAGAAGAUCACUCAUCGCAAAAAACCAUAAAUGAACAGUCAAAAAAUGGAAGAGCUGGUUUAUUUCAGACUUCAAAAGAGGGUGAAUUUUUGGAGUCAGAAGGAAAGUCACCUCUCCUAGAUACUUCAAGCCAAAUGUUGGAGAAGUCCAAGCAGACUUUACCAGGCCCUUCAAAUGGAUCCCCAGUUAAAGCUCCAAUCCCCAAAGCCAGGAAAAUGAUCUACAAAUCAAAUGAUUUAAACCAUGAGGAUAGCCAGUCUUUCCCUAGACAAAGGACAGACUCCCUGAGCACAAGGGGGGCUCCAAGAGGGAUCCUCAAGCGCAACUCCAGUUCCAGUAGCACAGACUCAGAAAUUCUUCGUUUUAAUCACAACUUGGAACCCAAAAGCAAAAUUGUAUUGCCUGCCCUAACCAUCCAUGAGAGAAUUUCUGAGAAGAAGCAUUCUUUGGAAGAUAACUCUACUCUAAACUCGCUGGAGCCAUUAAAGCAUGUGAGGUUCUCUGCAGUGAGGGAUGAACUUCUGCAGAGUCCUGGGCUAGUCCGUGGCCGGGAAGUGGGAGAAUUUAGUGUUUUAGAAAAUGACAGAUUGAAGAAUGAAAAAGAACAUGCGGGUGGCAUGGAUGAGUUUCAGAAUGAUCCUAAGACAUCCCAAUACAGAAAGCCUUUGCCUUUUCAUCAGUCAGCCUCAAACGCAAAUACAUCAAAAAAUGAAACACAUCAGCCAAUGACUUCGGGUUCUUUUCCAAUUAAUGGACUUCAUUCUCAUUCAGAAGUUGUAACUGCAAGACCACAGUCCAUUGAGAAUUCAUCCACCACCAGCAAACACAAAGAAGACUCAUCAGCAUUAACAAGACUUGAAUCAGAAUUGCCCAAAAGCCCUGCUGGUGAACAGGCUCAUUGCAUUAAGCCUGAACCAUCUCAGGUACUAGGUUGCAGUUCUAGAGACCAUCAGCAAGGUAAGCCUUCUCCUCUCCCGGCUCUAAAAGCUAAGACAUUCUCACGCCCUGAUCCAAAUGCCACUGAGAUAAGGAAGACAACUGAUGAUUCCAUAUCUAAAGUCCUAGACUGGUUUAACCGAAGUGCUCAUUCACAUGACAAUAAGCCAUCCCUUCAACAUCCCCAUGGAAUAGAGCCUGAAGAAAAAACAGGCUCCAAAUCACAGGUUGCUAUUGCCUUGGUGACCGAUGACAACAAUCUAAAAGAAAAUGGCGCAAAGGCCCUAUCAUCCACCAAGGUUGAACUGAAGCCAGUGAGAUCUGACGCAGCAUUCCAGGUAGAAAGUGACAUGCUGCUUUCUGGAAAUGGCGAAGAAAGCGAUGUGAAUAUCCAGUCCAAAUCUAUGAAUUUGUCCCCACAACACACCUCAAAGGAAGGCCUGGGUGGACUGCAAACAUUUGAAAGCUAUGGUGCCUCAAGUCAAAGGAAUAAAAAUAAGGACGAUAGCCAAGAUACCAAAAGCAUAGGAAAUGGGGUAUCUCCUCCGGCCAAUAACCAUUCCUUCAGUGCUCCCAAGAGAUCUGAUGCAGAAGACCAGGCUCCAUGCAAUACCAGGAAUAUUGGCAGCUUUGGUGAAGAAGAACCCAAGCUUUAUGUUUAUGGUAAAAACAGAAGAGACUCAGAAGUGAAUUUUGACUCCUUAAUAGUUUUCCAAGAACCAAGCUUGAAAGCAGAUAGAAAGAGCAAAGGAGGAAAUACUCACAUCCUGAAAGCUUCCUUAGAGCCAGAAAACGUUGAUUCACCACAUGGAGUUGCCAGCAAUGGAUCCCCUUGGAAGAAACCUGUGGUCCAAGUACAAGAAGCUGAUGAGGUUCCCAAGAACCAAGUGCAAAGGGAGAAAUAUGAAAGAGUGAGUGACAGAAUAUCCUUUUGGGAAGGAGAGAAAGCUACUAAGUUAACUCACAAAGAACUCACAUCUUUAGGUAGUUCGGAACAACCCUCUGCUAAAGCAUGUCAGCCUGUGAAGCCACAGAGUAUGUCCAUAGACAGUUUAUCUACAGGCCAGAGUGAAUGUAAUCGUGUGACUGCCAAACGAGUGGUCCUAGAUGAGGAUGAUCAAGCACCCCCACUCUCCAGUUUUUACUCCUCAAAUAAAUCUAAGAAGACUAGGCCCCAAAUAUCAGAUCCACCCCAAAACCAUUCUUCAGCUGACCAAUCAGGCAAAGUGUCUCUGUUUCAGAUUCAGACCAAUGAGUCUGUAAAAAGACCACCAGUGGUAGACAGUUUGCAUUCUAGAAAAGACAUUUUACCAGCAUUGCAACAUUCUUCGAAUGUUGGGAAUAAAAUGCCCACUCCUUUUGAGAAAGACAAACCUCUAGUUGGUGAAUCAAAUGCCAACUUUAAAGUUAUGUCCCUAAAAGAAAGAAUGGAUGGAUCCAGUGCAGAACAGGUCUAUAAUCACUCUCAGUUUGAGAAUCUGAGAAAGUUUUGGGACUUAGAAGCUAAUCCCAACAGUAAGAAUAGUGGUGAGAAGAAUACUGCCACACCAAGCCAAAAACAUUCUGUGCCUUUUAGUAGCCAGAAACACAAAGAAUUCAGUGACAUUAAAUUAUCAGGGGAAAAUACCCACACAUUUGAAUACCCAAGCCAAAAAAAAGUUACUGCAAGAGAGGAAAUGGGGAAAUCAAAUUCAAAGUGCAUGCUCCAGGUGCUACCAGAUGAAACCACAUUUCCAUUGAGACCACCCAAAAAGUCUACUUAUCAGUUGCCAGGAAAUGAAUCAUCAAAGGAAAAUGUGGAAAAGAAUAUGGAAUGGGUCCUUACUCCAGUGUUCAAGGAAGAAAAGGUUUACUCAGACCCAGAGAUUCAAGAAUCCAUAGUAAAAACAAGUGUUUUGUCUGAAAGUUACAAAGACACUUUUAAUGAUAGCUUACAGAAACUUCUUUCAGAAGCUUUACCACCAGCAAUUCAACCUUCUGUUGAAAAUGGAAAACCAGUUUCUGAAAAUGAGACACUGCCGCUCAAGACAGAUUUUGCUGAUACUGGGGAAGAAGCCAAAGGACCCAAGAAGAUCACCAGUGAGGAUGCAGACAAGACAGUCAAACAGAGCACUCUGAGUGCUAGUCUUAACGAAGCAACUGGAACUUCAUCCUCUCCCUUACCACCCAAACUGGAACCCAUUACCACUAGAAUUGACUCUGAGCCUAAAAAGGGGAGAUUUUUUGAAAAAGAGAUAGAACAAAGUCACAACACUUCAGCUUAUCAGAGAGAGACAGGGACUCCUUUUCCAGAGGGAGGUGAAACUUUGGGAAAUACAGCUCUCCCCCAGAAAGCUGAAAGUGGUGGGUGCCAGCUAAACAUGGAGAACUUGCUUCGGAUGGCUGCAGAAGACUCUCACCCAUUGGACCAGCCUUCUGAUCUUUACAGAAAGGGUUCUUUGGGAGAUGUGGCCAACUCUCCCCAAGAUAGGGCACUGUCUUCUCAAAGGGAAAUUUCAGAGACUGUAGAGAAAGUCAUUCUUCCACCCAGACCUGCACUGAAGGAUAUAAAUGCUGCAUUACAGAAGCUGCAGAGAGAAGCUGAAUUGAGUUACCCAGAUGGUAGGGAAGGGGGUCCUGGAGAAGUGAAACCAGAAUUUCCUAAAGGAGUACUGGCAGCAGGUAGCCCCACAAAUCCUCUGGGAGUGAUCCUACCCAGGGCUGCAAUGGACACCGUAGUUGCAGAUAGGGUGGAUUUUUAUUCCCUCAGUGUAGUUCCUGGUAAAACUCAUGAAGUUGGAUCUUAUUCAGCUGCCCCAGUGUCACCAGCAGAACAGACGCUUAGCUCAUCUGGUUUCACUGUUAUGCAGUAUGGCAAAGAUCUACCUCAGGAAGUGGUAGAAAUUGUGAGGGAAACAAUUAUUCAACCCAAAUUGGAGUUCCUUGAAUUCAAUGCUGGCUUAGAAAAACUACUUAAGGAAACAAGUGAAAUCCCCCUCUCAAGACAUGAAAGUGAUACAGGGACUCUUUGCCCAUCAAAGUUAAUAGGUAGUACAGAGGAGCCCAGGCAAGCUGCUUCUGAAUUCCAUCCUGAGGAAAUAAAAGAAACCAUAGAAAAGGCCGAGGCUCCAUCCAUAACUGAGAGUGCUUUUGAUACUGGUUUUGAGAAACUUCUUAAAGAAAUAUCUGAAGCUCCUCCUCAUCAGUUCCAGGUGUCAGUAAAGGAAGAAACUCCCAGGAAGGAGCCCUCACAGUCAGAGCAGGCCAGAUUCUUGGGGCCAGUGCUCCCUUUUUACACUUCAGCCUCCUCUGAAGUGAAAGUUAAAAGUAAUGGUUUGGAAUCUCAAGUUAGCCAAUGUGAUAAAGUAUUAAGAGGAGAUGAAGCUGUGACUGAUUUAUCAGUAGGUCUUUGUGGUUCUGAAUGCAGAGUUGAGAUUUCUGGAACCCCACAACUUUAUGUGGAUCAUGAAAUAGAGACAAUUAAGUCUAUACGAACCACAGAGGGCAGGGACAGUAAAAGAGAGGUUGCAGAGAGACCAGGGGCUUUGCAGGAACCUGGCUUCGAAGAGGCUCCCAAAGCAAUUAUUUUGUCCAGAAAUAGGCAAACCAUUUCUCUCCUGACAAACAAAGAAAAUCCUACAAAAACAAGUAAAAUUGAAUUGAUUCUUGAAUCACCAUAUAAGAAACAAGAGAAAGGGGAAGAAAAAGGUUUCUCUGACUCUGAUUUUUCAGAUGGAAACACCGGUUCUAAUGUGGAAAGCUGUAGAAAUACCUCCAGUUCAGAAGAAGAACCCAGUCCUGUUUUGAAAACUUUGGAAAGGAGUGCUGCUAGGAAAAUGCCUUCCAAAAGUCUAGAAGAUAUUUCAUCAGAUUCACCAAAUCAAGCAAAAGUAGAUAAUCUGCCAGAAGAAUUAGUACAUAGUGCUGAAGAUGAUCAAAAAGCAGAUCAGGAAGCAGAUACAAAUGAAUGCAUACCAGGAAUUUCCACAGUGCCUGCACAGCCUGAUAAUCCAUUUUCCUACCCUGACAAACUCAAAAGGAUGAGCAAGUCUGUUCCAGCAUUUCUCCAAGAUGAGAGUGAUGACAGAGAAACAGAUACAGCAUCAGAAAGCAGUUACCAGCUCAGCAGACACAAGAAGAGCCCAAGCUCUUUAACCAAUCUUAGCAGCUCCUCUGGCAUGACGUCCUUAUCUUCUGUGAGUGGCAGUGUGAUGAGUGUUUAUAGUGGAGACUUUGGCAAUCUGGAAGUUAAAGGAAAUAUUCAGUUUGCAAUUGAAUACGUGGACUCACUGAAGGAGUUGCAUGUUUUUGUGGCCCAGUGCAAGGACUUAGCAGCAGCAGAUGUUAAAAAACAACGUUCAGACCCAUAUGUGAAGACCUAUUUGUUAUCAGACAAAGGCAAAAUGGGCAAGAAGAAAACACUUAUAGUGAAGAAAACCUUGAAUCCUGUGUAUAAUGAGAUACUGCGGUAUAAAAUCGAAAAGCAAAUCUUAAAGACACAGAAGCUGAACCUGUCUGUUUGGCAUCGGGAUACAUUUAAACGUAAUAGUUUCCUAGGGGAAGUGGAACUUGAUUUGGAAACAUGGGACUGGGAUGACAAACAAAAUAAACAAUUGAAGUGGUACCCUCUGAAGAGAAAGACAGCACCAGUUGCCCUUGAAGCAGAAAACAGAGGUGAAAUGAAGCUAGCUCUUCAGUAUGUCCCAGAGCCCAUCCCUGGUAAAAAGCUUCUUACAACUGGAGAAGUACAUAUCUGGGUGAAGGAGUGCCUUGAUUUACCACUGCUAAGGGGAAGCCAUCUAAAUUCUUUUGUUAAAUGUACUAUCCUUCCAGAUACAAGUAGGAAAAGUCGCCAGAAGACGAGAGCUGUAGGGAAAACCACCAACCCUAUCUUCAACCACACCAUGGUGUAUGAUGGUUUCAGGCCUGAAGAUCUGAUGGAGGCCUGUGUAGAACUUACUGUCUGGGACCAUUACAAAUUAACCAACCAGUUUUUGGGAGGUCUUCGGAUUGGCUUUGGAACAGGUAGAAGCUAUGGGACUGAAGUGGAUUGGAUGGACUCUACGUCAGAGGAAGUUGCUCUCUGGGAGAAGAUGGUAAAUUCUCCCAACACUUGGAUUGAAGCAACACUGCCUCUCAGGAUGCUUUUGAUUGCCAAGAUUUCCAAAUGAGCCCACAAUUCAGUGACUCCUCCACUGAAAACUACUAAACAAGUGGGAUCUGAUCUUCAAAAUCUGACUACCUGGACAAAGAUCCUCACUUUAUCUAUUGCCACCAAGGAAUACUACACAGCAUGUAAAAGUCAAUCUGCAUGUGCUUUUUUGAUUUCAAGGCCCAAAGGACUUAAAUAAUGACAAAAUAUAGAACUUACUUGUGAAUCCAACAUUAAAGAAGAUAUUUGAGCAAGCUAGGAAAAUUGAACUGCUGCUGCCACUUCAAAGAAAAAGCUGCCAAAAAAAUAUUAAAUGCGGGAUAUCGUUAACAAGCAAAAUGUUAACGUGUUUAACAUCAUGUGUUAAAGCCAUCAUGUGUUUCGUACCACAAUCUUGUAUGACAGUUAAGAGAGCCAUUGAAAAUCCUUGCAGUAACUUGUAACUCCUAACUUAUAAAUUUGGUAUAUCGUAGAAAAGUGACAGGUGAGGAAAGGCAGAACGUCAGUGAUAAAGAAUUGGACCAUAAGAAAACUAUUUACUCCUUAAUAUCUAAUACAAUAUGGAAUUCCAUGUUAGGACAAUGACACUGUAUUUACUGCAUAUAUUUCUGCCUUGAAAAGCAGCUUAUCCCUUUUUCUAAAGUGCUGUAACGGAAGUCUCAAAUGUACUUUGGUGCCACCCAUUGGCCAUAGGUGGUAUUCAGUUCUUGGCUUAUUUUGACUUAAUUCUAUUUUAAAAUAGGUCUCAAAUCUUUAUUUUGUAAGAAUUAUGUUUUAAAAAACACCCUGCAUAUAUAUGAUUGUUUUUAAUAUAACUUCACUAUAUUCAAGAAGCAUAAUAUUAGUCACAGGGGAGUUUUGCAAUAAACUUUUAAUUAGAAUGAGUUGUUCCAAUUAUACUGUACUUACUAUGUAUGUAAAAUUUUCAUAAAGUAUUUUGUAAAAAGCCUUAAAAUAAAUUAUCACAUGAUUUAAAUUGUA
Messenger RNA from Nycticebus coucang (slow loris), 8294 nucleotides. RefSeq names its product synaptotagmin like 2 (gene SYTL2). The record is from RefSeq and is a predicted model, not a curated record. Gene Ontology annotation, molecular function: neurexin family protein binding; small GTPase binding. Gene Ontology annotation, biological process: exocytosis; intracellular protein transport. The transcript is spliced from 22 exons. Bases 742 to 7332 code for a protein of 2196 amino acids. NCBI's taxonomy places the organism in Eukaryota, Metazoa, Chordata, Mammalia, Primates, Lorisidae. Gene Ontology annotation, cellular component: exocytic vesicle; plasma membrane.